AUGCAGCACUCGAAGCUGCUGUACGAGAAGGGUAUCAUUAAAAAUCGCAGAAUGUUAACGCAAUCACAGUAUGAGAAUUACAAGCUGGUGUGCCGUUUGGAGCACAUAAAGACCUUCUACUCAUCCAUUAAAGCAAUCUGUUUCAGUGAUUUUGGCACGCUGCAAGCUAGUGAAGAUGGGCUACUCAUUACCGUGGAGCAGGGCAAAUCCAUACAGGCCACAUUAUUUAUAGCGCCCGCUUUCUUUGCCGAGUUCAAGGUCGACGGCGCGCCAAGCUUCAGUGUGAAGAUCAAUGUACUGGCCGAGUGCCUGAGUCUGUUUGGCCUGUCCGACUGUAGCAUCAAAAUUUUGUAUAAGGGCGAAGGCGCACCCCUGCUGCUGCUGCUGGAACCGCACGAUGACGAACAGGUCAGCACAGAAUGCUCCAUUAAAACUACGAACGUGGAGGAGCCCAUGGAGUAUGAGCUGGAUUUAAACAGUUCAAGCUUAAAUACCAUAUUUAUGCGUGGUCCAGAUUUGUCCAAUAUCUUUCAUGAGCUUGACAAGGCGGCUGAUGAGUAUGAGUUUACUAUUUCGCCGUUAAAACCACACUUUAAGAUCACCACGUUGGGCGUCAUGCAGGCAGAGUCCAGCGUGGAAGUGGCCAAGUCCAGUGAUAUGAUAAUAUUAUUUAAUUGUCGUGAGACAACGGUGGCUCGUUACAAAAGCCAGCAAAUCAAGCUAACCAACAAAGCAAUGCAGGUGGCCUCAAAGGUGGCCAUUAAAACGGAUGCCAGCGGUUUGCUAGAGAUGCAUUUCAUGAUGCAGUGCGAUGACCAGGAGGAGAUGUAUGUCAGGUUUUUCAUAACACCAUUGCUAGAGGUUGACGGCAAUUGAAAUAAUGUUUUAUCGACUGUCUGGCAGCACUGCAUUCGUUCUAAUUUUUUUUUUUUUUUCUUAAAUAACCUGUAUGCAAAAAAUUAGGCAAGGCAAAACGCAGAGAUGCAGCCGAAUCGUGUACAUAUAAUUUAAGUACUACAUAAAAUAUUAAAUAACCAAAAACAAGCCUUAAA
Molecule: messenger RNA, 1052 nt
Organism: Drosophila montana
Lineage: Eukaryota; Metazoa; Arthropoda; Insecta; Diptera; Drosophilidae
Gene: Rad1
Product: Radiation insensitive 1
Exons: 2
Coding region: 1-876 (291 amino acids)
Biological process (GO): DNA damage checkpoint signaling; DNA repair
Cellular component (GO): nucleus; checkpoint clamp complex
Molecular function (GO): 3'-5' exonuclease activity
Source: RefSeq, a predicted model, not a curated record